Messenger RNA from Pisolithus orientalis, 1812 nucleotides. RefSeq names its product thiamine diphosphate-binding protein. The transcript has 15 exons. The coding region runs from base 1 to 1812 and encodes 603 amino acids. NCBI's taxonomy places the organism in Eukaryota, Fungi, Basidiomycota, Agaricomycetes, Boletales, Pisolithaceae. The record is from RefSeq and is a predicted model, not a curated record. Gene Ontology annotation, molecular function: thiamine pyrophosphate binding; carboxy-lyase activity; magnesium ion binding.
AUGAGCGCUACAGUAAACGACCUUCAGGCUCAGGUCGACAGACUUCAUCACAACCUACAGACCGUCACAGUCCAGCAUGAGCUAGCAACACAAGAAGGAGAUCUCAUCACUGUUUCCGAUUACCUCCUGACGAGAUUGGAACAACUUGGCGUCACUUCUAUCUUUGGUGUUCCCGGAGACUUCAACAUGCGUAACGGCAACCAGGAUUACAUCGAAGACCACCCCAGAAUCCAAUGGGUUGGAAAUUGCAACGAGCUUAAUGCUGCGUAUGCGGCCGACGGUUACGCCAGAAUCAAACAACAUAGUGUAGGGGUUGUCGUUACAACCUUCGGUGUUGGUGAAUUAAGCGCCAUCAAUGGCAUAGCAGGAGCAUUCUCCGAAAUGGUUCCUGUGGUACACAUUGUCGGUGUCCCAAGCACCCUGCAGUUGAAGACUCGGCCAUUACUUCACCAUACGCUUGGAGAUGGCAGGUUUGAAGCAUAUAUGAAGGCUGCCCAGCAAGUCACACUCGCCCAAGCGUCGUUGAUGAUGAAGGUCAAUGCACCAGCAGAAAUUGACCGAGUUCUCACUGAGUGUAUAACUCGCUCUCGUCCUGUCUACCUUACCAUACCAUUCGAUCUCGUAGGAGAGAAGAUUCCAGCAAAACGUCUCACGGUGCCGCUUCUGCGUAGCCCCCCGCUAAAUGAUCCCGAGGUGGAGGCGUACGUCAUAGACUCGAUCGUUAAACGUAUCGAAGAAGCAGGUCAGGAUGUUAUCAUUCUUGUCGAUGCUUGUACCAUUCGUUAUGGAGUCCGCGAAGAGGUCCUGGACCUAGUUAACAAGACUGGUUUCCCUGUAUUCGCAGCGCCAAUGGGCAAAACUGCCGUCAGCGAACAACACGAGUGCUAUGGGGGCAUCUACAUGGGGUCUCUGACUGAUCCGGGAAUUAAAGAUAGGAUUGAGAAGGCCAAAUUGAUACUCUCUAUCGGCGCUCUGAAGUCGGACUUCAACACGGGCAUGUUUACCUACAGUAUUCCGCCAACCCAUACUGUCGAGUUGCAUUCCGACCACACACUUGUGCGCUACGCGCAAUUUCCGGGGAUUGGGAUGAAACUUCUGCUCCCGAAACUCACAGCUCGAUUAAAAGAAUAUCGCAAGGGCGCUGAUCGAGUGAUAGUGCCGCAUUAUAAACUGGUGAUCCCGCAAGAGGCUGACACAAGAAUUUCACAUGCUUAUCUUUGGCCCCGCGUUGGGCAGUUCUUUAAGGAGAAAGAUAUCAUCAUUGCUGAGACUGGUACUUCAAGCUUUGGUCUCUUUGAUAUUCCACUGCCCGACAACGCCAUUUUCCUAAGCCAGGUCUUGUAUGGCAGCAUCGGUUGGACCGUUGGUAGCCUCCUCGGCGCUGCUAUCGCUGCUCGUGAUCUCAAGUUGGGCCGAGUUAUCCUGUUUGUGGGGGAUGGCAGUCUGCAACUUACCGCCCAGGAGCUGUCAACCAUGAUCCGCUACGGGGUCACGCCCAUCAUCUUCGUUAUCAACAACGAGGGCUAUAAUGUAGAGAGGCGUCUCCAUGGAAUGUAUAGGUACUACAAUGACAUUGCUACAUGGAAAUACACUUCUCUUCUGACGACUUUCGGAGACAUCGACGGCACCGCUUCCAGGUCUUUCACUGUUCGCGAUAAAGCUAGUCUCAACAGACUCCUGGAGGACCCUGAAUUUGCAAAGGCCGACAAGAUUCAACUCGUCGAGGUCAUCAUGGAUAAAUAUGACACGCCUCGCGCGCUGGAGGCAGGGUCUGCCCUGUCCAUGUUGUCUACCCAGAAAUCUUCGCAGUAA